CUUCCCGCCGCGGCCCAUGAGGAACGUAAGGCAGCCGUGGCCUUGCCCGUCAUCUUGAAGCGCGAGGGAUUGUGGGACGCGCGCGGCGUCCCGGAAGAGGAAGUGCCGGGUCCCGGCUAUGCCACUUGGCGGCGGCCGCGAAGGGGAGGGGCGCGUCCCGGUCCCGUAGGUUCUCCCGCGCCGCCGCCGCGCGGAGGCCUUAGGUCGCCCUUCUACCAGGAGCCGUCCGCGCCGCUCUGCCCGGGGCAGCGGGGUGUAGGGGGAGGUCCCGCUGCCUCAGGUGAGGGACCGGCUGCCAGGCUCCUUGCCCGCCCAGACGGGAUAGCGGCCGCCGCACGCCGGGCCCGCAGGGGCCGCCGCCGGGCGAGACAGACAUGGCUGAAAGCCUCUGCUGGGAGCUCGGUGUCUGUACGGGUUAGGGGCGUGUGGGGCGAGGUGGAAAAGUUGCCGUUGAAUUAAUUUCGCUUUAAGGGACCGGACAGAAAGCGGCGAAAUGGAUGACUUCCGCUCCAUCUGCCUCCUGUCUCUGGCCAUGCUGGUCGCCUGCUAUGUGGCAGGAAUUAUCCCCUUGGCAGUUAAUUUUUCUGAGGAGAGAUUAAAGUUGGUGACUGUUCUGGGUGCUGGGCUGCUGUGUGGAACUGCCUUGGCUGUCAUUGUGCCAGAAGGAGUACAUGCUCUUUAUGAAGACAUUUUGGAGGGGAAGCAUCACCCAGCAAGUGAGAUGCAGCGUGUAAUUGAGUCUGAGAAGGUGGCAGAAAUCCCAGUUGUACAUGAGUAUGGCCAUGACCAUUCCAGGUUGCAUGCCUACAUUGGUGUAUCCCUUGUCCUUGGCUUUGUCUUCAUGCUGUUGGUGGACCAAAUAGGCAGCUCUCAUGUGCACUCUACAGAUGACCCAGAAGCUGCAAGAUCAGGCAACUCCAAAAUCACCACAACACUGGGGCUAGUAGUCCAUGCUGCAGCUGAUGGUGUUGCGUUGGGUGCAGCAGCUUCUACUUCUCAGACUAGUGUCCAGUUGAUAGUGUUUGUUGCAAUUAUGUUGCACAAGGCACCAGCUGCCUUCGGCCUGGUUUCCUUCCUGAUGCACGCUGGGCUGGAACGGAAUCGAAUUAGAAAACACUUGCUGGUCUUUGCAUUAGCAGCACCUGUUAUGUCGAUGGUGACAUACUUGGGGCUAAGCAAGAGCAGCAAAGAAGCCCUUUCAGAAGUCAACGCCACCGGAGUUGCUAUGCUGUUUUCUGCUGGGACUUUUCUGUAUGUUGCCACAGUUCAUGUCCUUCCAGAAGUAGGAGGAAUUGCUCAUAGCCACAAACCUGAAUCAACUGGAGGAAAAGGACUCAGUCGUCUGGAGGUGGCAGCCCUAGUAUUAGGAUGCCUGAUUCCUCUAGUUUUGUCUAUUGGACACCACCAUUAAACACAUGAAUUUCACCGUUCUCCUUGAUCUGACAUGAGCAGUAAAUGUCAGCUGCUCCCUUUAUCAUUGUCUCUUACUUAUCAUCCAUCCCAUCCUCUCCAUGGAGUUCAGAGGGAACCUUGAUUGCAAAAUGAAGAAUACUGAGAAAGUUUUUAGUGUAGCAAAAUGUACUUUGGCAGCCGGACAUAAAUUCUGUGUAACUUUCUUUUCUGAAGACAUUUGCUAUUUUAAUUCUUUCUUCUGGCCCUAUUCUCAGGGAAGAUGGAAUUUGGAGUUUAAGAAAGGUGAGAGGGGAAGACCAUAGUGACUCAUCAUGAAAUUGCAAUCACCAAAGUAUCCUGCAAUUCAGCUUUCACUGCUGAGACUCAAAAAAAAAAAAAAAAAAGGAUGGGUGCCUUGUGAGAGGUUGAAGUCUUACUAAUGAAGAAAGAGGCUCUCCCCCAGUGGUUCCGUGUUGUCCUGGCGAUGCGACUGGUCCUUGCAAUGUUUGUCACUAAUUGUAUUGUAAAAAUGGGCUACCCUUGGAAUUCUAGGCAACGCUGCUAUUGGCACAGAAGCGUCAGUGAUAGUAAAGGAAGGAUGUAGAGGAAGUAUAGUAUUAGAAUAGGAAAUCAGCUGGUUAAGAAAGUGUAAACUAAUUUUGCAGUGUGUUCCAUUAUUUAAGACAAAGAAUGGAAGCAAGGAGAAUAUUAUUUUGAUUGUUUAUGCAAUUGUUAAUAAUUUUUUGAAAUGACAGUGCUUCUUGGAAGAUGAUCUUCUGCCAAGUCAGCAAAGCGUAGGCACCAAAAAUGUGAGCAGGAAUUAGGUAUUUCUUACUGUCAUUACACUACUGCUACUAAUGAGAGAGAGAUCCAGUGUCCUUUACAAUUGAGCUGUUCUGGGCUCUGAGCAGUAGGAAUGUGAUGGAGACAGCUGUUGAGGACCAGAGAACUUUACUAUCUCAUUUCAAAAGUGAACUGCUGAAAUCAGUGAUGGGUGUGGGUUUUUUUGUUGAAUAAAAGGUAUUAAUGUUAACAAAACAGAUGUUUAGUUAAAUAUUUAUACUACAGAUAGACUACAAAGUGUUUCUAAACCGGUUCUGAACAAAAAACCAAACUGAUGGGUUCCCAGUGGACUUGUUAGGCAUUCUGCUAUUUUUCUGGGAAUUGUGCAUUCACCUCUUACUGAUAAGCAUUAGUUUUUGUGAGUCUACUGGAGGGUUUACUGCCAGCUGCUGAUGCCUCUCACUGCAGAAGAGCGAUAAAAGAUCCCUCCCUUUCCAAGGCACAGCCUUCUCUUGUCAGGCACAUUUCUUAUAUGCGAAACAAAUUGUACUCUAAUAACUGUAGUGCAUUGAAAAGUCAGGAAUGUUUGACAUGUGCAAAUUCAACAUAAAAUUCUUUCUUUAGGGGAAAACUUUUUAAUGCCAUAGCCUUUUUAAGCUGUACUCUGUGCUUUUUAAAGAUAACAUUGCCAAAUAUAGUUUUAUUUUGAUUUUUUUUGUUCAACAUGGAUCUUCAAGACUUGAAAUAUUUUAAGUGAAGUGCUUCUUGUUUCCAUUUGAAUGAGUGUGUCUGUUUUUCGUGACAUUUAUUGCUUCUGCUACGCAGGCCAUUGUGCCCCUUAACUUUAUAUUUUUGUCAUUGUCCUGUUUGUCUACUAGUUCAGUAAGUGGUAUGGCCUGGUUCUUGGGCUGGUGAUUGCUUGGUCUGUUAGAUUUGUAACCAUACAGGUGGAUCCGAGGAUUGAACCUUGCAUUGAUUUCCAGGAGUGCUUGUUCAUGCGUGUUUUACUAUAUAAAAUCACUGCAAAAUUAUUAAAAGGCAUCUUUUCCUACAAGACAGUAUUUUCAGAUAGAAUUAGUGUAUUGGGUCUAAACAAUUGUUUUAUAUUAGACCCUCAGAAGUUUGUUCUGAAGCCAUUGCGAAAUCAGUGACAUUGAUGAGAUCUUCUCCUGUGCAUUCUUAAGCUUUUUUUUUUUUUUUUACAAUAUACACAUGCAACAAGUAAGUUGUAAGCUUAGAAAGUUUAGUGAUACAGGUUACCAAUGCAUGUGAAUGCUACAGAGGGAUAUUUGUACCAGAGCUCCAGUGUUCUUCCUGAUUUCCCUUAAUUACCUUCUUCCUUGAUAAUUUUAUUAUUUUACCUUGCUUAAUCUUUCCAUGUAACUGUUUCCCAAAGCUGGAGAGUGUGCAAGAUCUGCAGCAGAAGCAGGAGGUAGCUUAGUGCAGCAUCAGAUGCUUAUGUUUUGGAGAACAGUAAGGUUUUUUGCUUCAAACUGUCGUCUGCCACUUGCAAGUACACCUGUACCUAGUUCAGAUGGCAUCCUGACCGUGUUCCACUUCAACUUCAUUUUGUGUAUAACAAGAGCAGCAGGUUAGAGAGUUAUGUAGGUAAGGUGCCAUUUCACGCUUUUUGUGCCAGUCUUGGAUAUCCAUGUGGAUUGUACCUUCUUACAUGUAUGAGUGUGUAUGGAUGAAGAUGUACCAGCCAACCUUUUCACUGCUGACAACCUCUGGCCUUUGAAUUGUAAGAGGUGCUGCUGCUGAGAGGUCUUGUGGUCUUUUUCUCCUGUCCCUCAGAUCGUGUUUCUAGUUUCAGGGACAGCCACCAGAAAUGGUUGUAAUCAGUUUAAUGGUUCAUGAACUAUAAAGGCCAAGUUAUAGCAGCAAAUGCUUAAAUGGAAACAUUGACAAGAUUAACACAAAAAUUCUGGUAACACAUACUUUUCACUUCAGUGCUCGGUUAAGUGAUACACUUCUGUGAUUUAUUUUUUUUUCCCUAUCCAUUUAGGAGCAGCAACAGCAUUUUCUUUUCGCUGCCUCUGUUAUCUGUGUUGAACUAUUAUUUUCAAUUCUGUAGCUGAAACUACAGUGAAUAAGGAAGCUUUUGAUUGUGUGAUAAAGAGAGGAUAAAAUUUUAUAUGAUCAAACGUUUCCAAAUUGUUAGUUCCACAUGGGAGAUUAUUUUCUUCAGGCAGAGUAUUUUAACGAAUUAAAUAAAAUGGCCCAUUUUAUGAUGUCCUCUUUUUCUACCUAUCUCCCCAUCUGUCACAGUAAAUCCAAGCACUGGAUGUAGUCAGGGCCAUCUGGUAUCAUUUUCUACUCCUCAGGGGACCCUGGUGCAAACAGGUUCCUCGUACUCUCUCUGUAAUAGCCAUCCCUGCCUGUGUUUUCUACUGUGAGGUAGAUGGCAGCAGGUCUAGCAGGUAAUGCUUUAACAAAGUGCCAGGCGUGUCCCCCUUUUUUCCUGUAAAUCCCUCUAGGAAAUCUCUAAUCUUCUCAUCAGCUGUUUUUUCAGUUAAUGAUUUCUUAAUCACUAUAGGAAUCGGACUAAAGCUGAUUGAUCCCAAUGUGUUCAGGUACUGUUCUAAUUCUCUUACUGCUCCUUACAUAAAAAAGGGAAAUAGUUCUUUUUCAGCACUUGAUGACAGCUGCAGAAGCUGCACUGAUAUUAACUUAAGUGAAGAUGGCAUAACUUGCAUGAAGAUAGGAAUUUUUUGGAAGUUGUGGCGUAUCAGAUGGCUGGGUGUUAGCACAGACACCCACUGCUGACUUCAAAGAACCAUUUCCAGGUGGUUUGUGUAAAAGGCUAACGUUAUCCAAGUGACUCAAGAAAAUUACUGUGUUUAGUCAGGAACUGCUUCAGAGCCUUCAAGGAGGUUUUUGCAGUAGCAGAUGUGUCCAUGUGGUAUCAGCCUUAUGAUGCUGUGAAACAACUGUUAACUACGGCUGCCUUCCUGUUCUCUGCUGGGACUUGGGGGAAAAAGAGGAAGGAAGUGUAUUUGUAUUUUUUGGGGGUGGAAGGAGGAGGAGUGGUUGAGGUAUGGUGGGAAAGUUAAUGAUGAAUUUGAGAUUUCUUGUUCGCCUCACUUUGAAAUAAAUCUUUUUUCUUACUUUUAUUACAUCCUUUAGCAGCCUUGGCUUUCCAGGGAAAAAUAUUGCGUGGUCAUUGCUGUUUACCGAACUCCGUGUACGGAACUGUAAUAUUAAUGUCUCUCUUUCCAAACCAUUCGUACACAAAAUCAUUCCAUGAAUGGCUGCCUUAUAAUUUUUCCACUUUAAUUGUGAAUGGUUAAAAUAAUGUUUUCAAUUUGUUUUAUUAUAUUAAAUUUUUACUAGGUGCAGUGCUUUGGAGUUGGCUUGUCGUUUACUGGGUGGGGUUUUGUGAUGGCUCUAACAAAGAGAAAUGACAGUCUUAAAUGGGAUGCAAGCGGUGUAGACAGUACAUUUUAUCUUUGUAUAGAUGUUUGAUGCUUUUUGUGAUGUCAGAGCACCUCCUGGAAACCUGAAGUGUGAAAGUGCAGUCUAGCAAGUUGAAAGAGGCAGUCUAGCAGAUUGAUUUGGACUUCGGAAUGAAUGGGUUUAGAGGUAUAAAUACAGAAAUUAUUUAACAGCUCUGCUUGAAAGGGGUAUUUGACAACUGUCUCUCACGAGCAUUUAGGGGUUGACAUUGCCCUGAAGGUGUAAUAUCUCUUCUCCCAGCCCCAGGAAAAUGUCUGAAGCUUACAAGGCAGAGACUCUUUGAAGAGCCAUAAGGACAAGAUUGGCUCAGGAGUGCUCCAGGCCACUGUUAAAAGGCUGGAGGACAGCUAAGGCUAAAGAAAAAUGAGAGCACAGGAUGGAGUGAGAACAAUCUUGUCAACCCCAAAUCCAACAUUAUAAACACUCCGUUCUUUUUUGGAGACUGUGACAAAAGUAGCCUUUCCCAUACAUACCUGCUUCUGUGUGAUGUGGAUGAAAAUCGACUUUAAAUGUACAUGAAAAUAUGCAAAAAGAAAAGCUAGCCUGCUUUUUGUUCCUGCACUGUGGGGGAAGACUGCUGGUGAAAGCUCUCUUAUCCUUGUUCUGUGACUUGUUCCCCUAAUCCUGCUGUUUUCCAGCACCAAGUCACAGCUCAGCUUUCUUUGACUGCCUUGCAAUCCUACUGCUUACCUGUUAACAGCUCUUCAAUAUUGCUCUGUCUUCAAUACUGACCCAGACUUUCUGGAAGGCAGCUUACCUUCUUUCUGCAGCGUACAAUGAAAUGAAAGCCUGCAUGAAGCCAUGGCUACCUAAGUUUUCUCUCUAAUGCUGGUCGUGACUAGCAUUAGACAGUCAUUGUAACUGACAGCAAGUUGUGUUCUUGCUGUGAAGUAAAACUGAAUUUCUCUGGGAGGGUUUUAUUUGCUUCUGACAUAAUUGUGAAGUGCAAAAAAUAGUUGGAAAACAAAUUGUACUAGUGGUCUCUAAAGCACAUGGGCAGGGGAUUUGACAAUAGAUUUUUCAAAGCUCCUUUUAUCUGAGCAAAAACUUGCAGGACAGCCAGAUUUGUUCCUGUAGGACACUUUAGGCCAUAUUUUUAGGGUUUGCAGGUUUUAAUAAAAGAUUCUCAAAAAAUCCAGUGGGUUGCACAUUGUGUGCUGUGGCUGUAGGGAGGCAAAUUUUUCAUAGAAAUGACUGAACUAUUUUUUUAAGGUGCAACUUGAAAGAGGCCACAGCUAGACACCUCCGUCUAAAAAUGUUACUUUACUAAACUUGGUUGGGACUAGAUUUAACAUUUUAAAAACAUUUAGGGUGCAAAUAAAUGAAUACAUUGCAGGAGUAAAUGCUUUGUAAAAACUACAAGGGUUCUUGUUUCUUGCCAAAGCAUGUUAAGGUUUCUGCUGUGAUGCUUUUGGGAGUUUGUAGAAGGAAGUUAUUACCGCUGCAGCACCCUAUGGCUCCUGCCAGGAUUUAGUGCAAGGAUGAGAAUCGAGGCAGGGAUCCUUGCAAUAACUAAGGAAUAACUAGGAAUUUGACACCCUGUCACGAGG
Molecule: messenger RNA, 7184 nt
Organism: Cuculus canorus (common cuckoo)
Lineage: Eukaryota; Metazoa; Chordata; Aves; Cuculiformes; Cuculidae
Gene: SLC39A9
Product: solute carrier family 39 member 9
Exons: 7
Coding region: 494-1411 (305 amino acids)
Biological process (GO): zinc ion transport; transmembrane transport
Cellular component (GO): membrane
Molecular function (GO): metal ion transmembrane transporter activity
Source: RefSeq, a predicted model, not a curated record